This is a messenger RNA of Andrographis paniculata, 1196 nucleotides long. Its product is annotated as protein CURVATURE THYLAKOID 1D, chloroplastic-like. The transcript has 6 exons. Bases 70 to 684 code for a protein of 204 amino acids. NCBI's taxonomy places the organism in Eukaryota, Viridiplantae, Streptophyta, Magnoliopsida, Lamiales, Acanthaceae. The record is from RefSeq and is a predicted model, not a curated record. Gene Ontology annotation, cellular component: thylakoid; chloroplast thylakoid membrane.
UGUAUGACUGACUAUUUGGUGUAAAGCGAUGGGCAAAACCCUUUUCCGACUCCGACUUCGAUAUUCAGAAUGGAGCGUUGCGCUGCUGGAAGCAUCUCGAACCUUUCUUUGAUCCUUCCAAACCCGAUCGCUUCGAAGCAAAUGCAAUCGAUUAUCCACUGCAAAGCUCACUUCCCUUGUUCUACCAACCAAACUUGCUUCGGCUCAGGGUUGAACUACUAUGUUAAGUUUGCUCAGAGGCCUUCAACAUCUGUCAAAUCCUCGCCGUAUACCAAUGAUAAAUCUAAACUAGAUGGUGUUGAGAGCGUGAAUGAUACUCACCUAAAUGAUAAGAAGGCAGACUUUGACAUUCAGCCAACUGAAGAUCAGCAGGAAGGAGCAUUUGGAAAUAUUUCGGCACCAUUAUUGAAGUUUCUUGAGGGUUUUGAUAUAAAGCUUAGCUACGAGGAACUCUAUCCCAUUGUUGCUUAUGGUGGCGGAGGCCUUGUUGCACUUUGGCUGGCUGCUUCUAUCCUUGAUGCUAUCGAAUCUAUUCCGCUGUUCCCAAAAGUGUUGGAACUUGUCGGUCUUGGCUUCACUAUUUGGUUCAGCUCCCGGUUUUUAAUUUUCAAGGAAAAUAGGGAUGAAUUGAUCGGUAGAAUCGAACAUGUUAAGAAGCAGAUGCUUGGCUCAGAGGAUGAUUAGUGGCCGCAUGACAUGAACUAUUUUGUGUGGUUCGUAUGUCCUAAAUCUAGCUUGUCGUUGUUGCUACUUAGUUCAACAUACGAUUGGAUAUAACAUACAUUCAUCUUGGAAUUGUCUAAGUUUUGUGACUUAAAUUUUAGCAUUUGUAAGUGAAGCAACAUUUGAUCCUAUAAAACGAUGAACAGCCAAUGGUUUGAAACAUAAGCUCCGUUUGGACAGAUGUUUUGAAAAAUUAUGAUAAUUGUAGGUAUUUCAUGCGAUGUUUUAUAAGAGAAAAAAUUAAUCGAUUUAAGCUUUUGAAAUAAAAGUUUUGGUGAAAAUAAAGCAUGUGUUGUGGUCCUUGUGGAUUGUCGAUCCCUUCUUAGUUAUGUGUUGUUAUUUAUCUCUUUGGUAUUUUGUUUUUGAAAAUUUAAUAAAUUUAUUUAUAGAUAUGUGAUGUAACUAACAAUCCCUUUUUAGAUGGCUGAUUGAUUUAAUCUAGGGUGAUAGAUUAAUAACCAGACAUUUGGCAA